This is a messenger RNA of Arabidopsis lyrata subsp. lyrata, 2186 nucleotides long. RefSeq lists its product as uncharacterized. The transcript has 4 exons. The coding region runs from base 204 to 1739 and encodes 511 amino acids. NCBI's taxonomy places the organism in Eukaryota, Viridiplantae, Streptophyta, Magnoliopsida, Brassicales, Brassicaceae. The record is from RefSeq and is a predicted model, not a curated record. Gene Ontology annotation, molecular function: protein binding.
GCAUUAGCUAUAAGUUUUCAAGGGCAAAUCCGUCAUUCUAGCUUUCUUUUAUCUUUCUCUGUUUAUCUCGUAUUUAAGACGAUUCACUUGACUUCACAUGAUUUUCAACUCUCUCUCGACUUUACAGUUUCCCACCUGCCUCUCUCACCUUUAAUUCACUGUUUAUUAAGAAAGAGAAUAGAGACUUCAUUGCUUUUCCGGCGAUGGCGAUUCAUCCUUGGUGGAAACGUAACAGAAAGAAAGUGGACAAGUACAUGAAGAACGCGAAGGAUUUGAUAACGAGCCAAGAUCCAAACGACAUCGUAUCAGCUCUAAGCCUCUUGAAUUUAACGCUUUCCAUCUCUCCUCACCACGAACUCGCUCUGGAACUCAAAGCCAGAUCGCUUCUCUACCUUCGUCGUUUCGAAGACGUCGCCGUUUUGCUUCACGAUUACAUUCCCAGUCUUAGAAUCGAUAACGAAGAUGUCAGCAGUGUCGUCGUCGCUUCAUCGGAGCUUUCCUCUCUCAGGCCUCUUCUUCCGAGUGGCUCACCGAGUCAUGACUCGUCGUUCAAGUGUUUCUCUUAUUCCUACUUGAAGAAGAAGGUCAUGGCAGGGUUAAGUAAUAAUUCUGAAGUACAAGGGCAAUGGAGAUACUUGGUUUUGGGUCAAGCUUGUUACCAUCUGGGUUUAAUGGACGACGCGAUGAUCCUACUCCAAACCGGUAAACGCCUUGCCACGGCGGAGCUCCGCCGCGAAAGCAUUUGCUGGUCCGACGAUAGCUUCAUCCUUUUCACCUCCGAAUCGCAGCCACGACCAUUCACCGAAUCCGAGAUCGUAUCGCAAAUGCUCUCCCAAAUCAAGCUCUUCCUCCGACGGCGCACGGCGGCGCUCGCAGCACUCGACGCCGGUCUCUACUCUGAAUCCAUCCGCCAUUUCUCUAAGAUCAUAGACAGCCGUCGCGGUGCACCGCAUAGUUUCCUCGUCGAUUGCUUAAUCCGUCGUGCCUCCGCCUACAAAUCCGCCAGCCGAAUCGCGGAUUCCAUCGCCGAUUGCAACUUAACCCUAGCCUUAGACCCGUCGUGCCUAGAAGCUUUAGAAACCAGAGCCGAAUUGUUCCGAUCGAUACGGUGUUUCCCCGACUCGCUUCACGAUCUCGAACACUUGAAACUCCUCUUCAAUUCAAUUUUACGUGACCGGUCAUUAACCGGCCCGGUUUGGAAACGGCAUAAUGUCCGGUACAGAGAAAUCCCGGCAAAAUUAUGUGAAUUAACCUCUAAUAUCAAACAAAUGAAGGAGAAAAUUACAAACGGAAAAAACGGUAAUGAGGAUUAUUACUCUUUGAUGGGAAUUGAACGUGGGUGCUCGAGAUCGGAGCUGAACCGGGCGUACUUGUUACUGAAUCUAAGACAUAAAUCGGAGAGAUCAAUGACGUCUAUAGACCGGUUCGAUAUAAUCGAUGAGGAAGAAUUAGCUUCGGUUAAAAACCGAGCUAGAAUGUCAACGUUGUUACUCUAUAGAUUGAUCCAGAAGGGAUAUUACGCCGUAAUGAGUGACAUUGAAACGGUAGAAGCGGUAAAAGCGGUUAUCGAUAAUCGACGGAUUGAAACGCCGAUGGAUGGUAACAAAGCGGUGGCAGUGGCGGUUGUGAGGAAGAGUAACAUCAAUUUAAAUGUGGUUAAAGGAGUGUUUUGUAGAGAUAUGGUGGCGGUUGGGACUUUGAUUUCCCGUGCCGGUUUAAGACAACCAAUUACGGUUUAGUUGCAUGCAUGUCAUAGGAUUUUGGAGAUUUAUCUCUCGUUUUUAUUUUUUUCGCUGAGUAAAAGAGUUAAUUUUAUUUUUGACUUUGGAAAAUAAAACGAAACUUUUUCUCAUUAUAUGGUACUAUUAUCUUAUGAGAUUUUGACAUCAUAUCAAAGUGAGAGUGACAUAUUCACCAAACAAAAAAGAAGUGAGAGUGACAUUAAAAUUAUUAAGCUCGUUUACGACAAACCGAUUAACCCGACUCAUGUAAAUAUGACAAAAUCGAGACAAUUUUGCCCUCGUCAGACGCGUAAAUGAUUUGAUUAAUCAUAUUUGUUUUUUCUCAAAACGAAAUUAGUAAAUUACCAUUACUUCAAGACCAAGUUGAAACAAACCAAGUAAAAAUCAAUAUUUUCAUUUCACCUACUUUGGUGGUUAGGAAAAAGUCAAAGCUCUCGUAACUAU